Molecule: messenger RNA, 1746 nt
Organism: Galleria mellonella (greater wax moth)
Lineage: Eukaryota; Metazoa; Arthropoda; Insecta; Lepidoptera; Pyralidae
Gene: Tmlh
Product: trimethyllysine dioxygenase, mitochondrial
Exons: 8
Coding region: 153-1268 (371 amino acids)
Biological process (GO): carnitine biosynthetic process
Cellular component (GO): mitochondrion
Molecular function (GO): iron ion binding; trimethyllysine dioxygenase activity
Source: RefSeq, a predicted model, not a curated record
AAAUCAACACUCAACUUGGUACACUGACCUGGAGAUAAAUAUUAGAUAAAAUAAACGUAUCUUAGUAUAAACUUCAUUACUAUUCUGCAAACAGUACAAUAUUAAAAGUGUAUAAGGAAUAAGAUUAACGAAAUUAAGUGUACUUUAACAAUAUGGCUGCAAUCCGAGAAGCGAAAAUUAUAGACAGAGCUAUUGAGAUUCAAUUAGAAAAAGCUAAUUCUAUAAGAUUUGAAGAUUGUUGGCUUAGAGAUCAUUGCAGGUGUACUUCUUGUUACCACGCGGAUACGUUUCAACGGGCUAAGCAUAUUUUAGACAUUCCAGACUCGAAAAUUGUUUCAUUGAAAUAUAACGAGAAUCAAGUUAUAAUAACAUGGGAUGACGGUCACACAUCGAUUUUCGAAGCCGACUUUUUAGCGCAGUUCGAUUAUAAAAAGUGGAAUGAUGGACGUAAACUCAAACCCGUUCUCUGGCAUGGCGAUGAAGUUGCUACUAAAAUAACUAGAAUACAUGUCGAUAAGUUUCUUAAUACUAAGGACGGAGCCAGGAGCGUGUUUCAGUCGCUUCUAGACUAUGGAGUCGCCUUAAUAGAAGAGGUAAAUGCUACACUUGAAGAUACGGAAGUAGUCUGUAAAGCCUUAGGUGGUGUGCAACAUACUAUUUUCGGAGGCAUGUGGCAGUUUACGACGAGAGCAGAUCACGCCGAUACUGCUUAUACUAAUAUACCGCUUGCAUUGCACAAUGAUAGUACAUACUUCACGGAAUCGACUGGACUACAAAUUCUUCAUUGUCUCGAGCAUUCCAACGGAGAAGGUGGAGAUACUAUUUUAGUGGAUGGUUUUUACGGUGCAACUCGUUUAAGACAUGAAUUCCCUGAAGAUUACGCUUUUCUGACUAAAUUCAAUAUCGAAGCCGAAUAUAUAGAGGAGGGACAUCACCACAAAUUUUCAUCACCAGUUAUCAAAAUCGAUGCGAAAACGAAUGAUCCGGCGCAGAUCAGAUACAAUGUGUAUGACCGAUCGCCGAUGGCGUUUACCAGCAGUGAAGAUUGUAGAGCUUACUAUCGAUCCCUCAGGAACUUAGGGCGGUACUAUGAAGAUACGAAAAAUCAAUGGCAAUUCAAGUUGUGGCCAGGUACAGUGAUGGUAAUGGACAACUUUCGAGUACUCCAUGGAAGGACUGGGUUCACUGGCACGAGAGUAUUGGCCGGUAGCUACGUCUCGCGUUCUGACUGGCUGGAUAGAGCACGCGUGUUGGGUCUUAUCCAGUGAUCAAAUUUAAUGAAAUGUUCAUAUAAUUUCUAAUACAAAAUGGUGUGUCUUAGGUUUUACAAUCCCGCAGUCUUUUUUUACCAGCUAGAAAUUUCCGGUAACUUUACAACUACAGCCUGUUAUAAUUUCCGCAAGAGAACAGAGUGUUCAAUUUUUUGGAUUUCGAAUUAACUUUACCACUGUGUAAUUUAGUAGUUUUAGUGUCAAAAAGUAACAAAUAAUCUUUUAUUUAUACAUCUUUUAAAACUUUUAUUAUCUACUUAUAGCACUUCUUGCUAUUAAAUCUUUCAAAAAUUUUUUUAAAGGUUCAGAAGGUUUUUAAGUAUGUAAAUAUGUAUUGUAUAUCUUUUAAAAGUAUGUACUGAAUUUAGCAUAUAUUAUAAUACAAUAUUAGAUUACAAUAAAUUUAUUUUAUUUUUAUAUUCAUGGAAUUCGAUUUAACCAUGUUGAUUUUAUUUUUAAAUAUAUUGCUUACAUU